Molecule: messenger RNA, 1416 nt
Organism: Lodderomyces beijingensis
Lineage: Eukaryota; Fungi; Ascomycota; Pichiomycetes; Serinales; Debaryomycetaceae
Source: the annotation of a GenBank genome assembly
AUGUCAUCUUAUGCUUUAUCUGAAACUCACAAACAAUUGACCGAGGGUCACUUGAAAGACACCGACCCCGAAGUUGACCAAAUCAUCAAGGAUGAAGUCGAUAGACAAAAGCACUCCAUCGUGUUGAUUGCCAGUGAAAACUUUACCACCACUGCAGUUUUCGAUGCAUUGGGAACUCCCAUGUGUAACAAGUACUCUGAAGGUUAUCCCGGCGCAAGAUACUACGGUGGUAACGAACACAUUGACAGAAUGGAGACUUUAUGUCAAGAAAGAGCUUUGCAAGCCUUCCACUUGACCCCGGACAAGUGGGGAGUCAAUGUGCAGACCUUGAGUGGAUCUCCAGCUAAUUUGCAAGUCUACCAAGCCAUCAUGAAACCGCACGAGCGUUUAAUGGGAUUGGACUUGCCCCACGGUGGCCACUUGAGUCACGGGUAUCAGACUGACCUGAGAAAAAUCAGUGCUGUUUCCACUUACUUUGAAACCAUGCCUUACCGUGUCGAUUUGGAGACCGGAUUGAUCGAUUACGACAUGUUGGAAAAGACCGCCGUGUUGUACAGACCAAAAGUCUUGGUUGCUGGUACCAGUGCCUACUGUAGAUUGAUUGACUACAAGAGAAUGAGAGAAAUCGCCGACAAGGUUGGUGCUUACCUUGUUGUCGACAUGGCCCACAUUUCCGGGUUGAUUGCCGCUGGCGUUAUCCCAUCGCCAUUUGAAUACGCCGAUAUCGUCACUACCACCACUCACAAAUCCUUGAGAGGACCAAGAGGCGCCAUGAUUUUCUUUAGAAGAGGCGUUAGAUCAGUCAACCCCAAGAAUGGCCAAGAAAUCAUGUACGACUUGGAGAACCCAAUCAACUUUUCCGUGUUCCCCGGUCACCAAGGUGGUCCCCACAACCACACCAUUGCUGCUUUAGCAACUGCUUUGAAACAAGCCAACACUCCCGAGUUCAAGGAGUACCAAGAACAAGUGUUGAAGAACGCCAAGGCCUUGGAACUGGCAUUCAAGGCCAAGGGCUACAAAUUGGUCAGUGACGGUACCGACUCCCACAUGGUGUUGGUUUCGUUGAAGGACAAGCAGAUUGAUGGUUCAAGAGUCGAGACCGUUUGUGAAAAGAUCAACAUUGCCUUGAACAAGAAUGCCAUCCCCGGUGAUAAAUCAGCUUUGGUGCCCGGUGGUGUCAGAAUCGGUGCCCCCGCUAUGAGUACCAGAGGCUUGGGUGAAGAAGACUUUAAGAGAAUUGUUGAUUACAUUGACUUUGCUGUCAACUACGCUAAACAAACUCAACAAAACUUGCCAAAGGAUGCCAACAAGUUGAAGGAUUUCAAGAACAAAGUGUUGAAUGAAUCGGAUGAAACCUUGGAAAAUGCCAAAAGGGAGAUUUCCGAAUGGGCUGGUUCUUUCCCCUUGGCUGUUUAA